AUAUUUAUGACAAGAAAAAACUUUGAUAUAAAAAUCAGUAACCCAAUGAAUUCCGUACACAUUCCAAUCAAAACUUUUGGAAAUGUUCAAUUGGAAAUACUUGCUAAGUCAGCUUCGUUUGGACAAGAUAUUUAUGACAAAUUGAUUUCUCCAAAGUUGGCAGACCAUUUAUUGGUUCGAACAUGGAGACCUAAGCUUUCAGACACUGCUUUGGUAUCAAACGUCAUCAAUGCUUGUUUUCCCAAUAAAAUUGCGUUCAACCAUGGGAUAGAUCACUCUAAGUGGGCGGUAACUAAAAAAAAACAUUUGAUUUGUAUCGGUGAUAUAAAUAGACAGGAAACUCAAGCAAAGAGAGGCGGAUUGUCACUUUGUCUGACAAAUGCAGACGCGUCAAAAGAAUUUCGAGAACUUGACAAUCGGUGUGCAGCCAACAAUAAACGUGUACCACCCAAGGGAAUAUGUCCCAACCAAAAAUGGGCAAAAAUCUCACCAUAGAAACGCUUUGACUUUUAUUCAUCUAACGGAAUAAUCAAUUCUUGGUUUGAAAACUACUUGUAUUUCAAAUUAGUUUUCAAUUGAACAAAUGAAUCCAACCACUUAUUGACUUUUAUAAGAAUGUUGAACAGUUAACAUGUAUGCUUAGCAUAAUGAAUAAUUUUUUCGGUUUAUAUAAAAUCCACAGAAAAUAUACGAGGUAAAUUUUCCAGAAAUCUUUUUCAUAAAGAAAUACAAGACAUAUAUCAAAAACAAAUAUUCCUUUUAAACUAAUGAUCGAAAUGGAAUAUCAUUGGUAAACUCUGUUUAUGUAAUACAAAAUCAUUACGCCACAUUCAAUAAACUAUAUAUA
Messenger RNA from Magallana angulata, 847 nucleotides. Its product is annotated as putative deoxyribonuclease-2. The record is from RefSeq and is a predicted model, not a curated record. Gene Ontology annotation, biological process: apoptotic DNA fragmentation. Gene Ontology annotation, molecular function: deoxyribonuclease II activity. Lineage: Eukaryota; Metazoa; Mollusca; Bivalvia; Ostreida; Ostreidae.